AACAGUUUUUUGCAUUUAGAAAGAAAAGUAAUUUUAUUUAACUAUAUCUUUUCGAUUUAUAGUCGAAAAUACUGCUAGAGAUUGUAUCCAUUUCAUUUCUUAUUAUUUAAUCAAUACAACACAGAUCCAAUUAUGUGAUAGACUCGAAGAAUUUUGGUAUUAGCUAGAAAUUUCGAAGUGACUUUAUUUGAGAAACAUCAAAACAUUUGAUUAAAACAAUAACAUCAUUUUUUUUAUGAAGCUUUUGAAACCAGAUGCUUCUGCGUUUCAUAAUUAGUACAAAAAAGUUCUAUUUGAAUGCAUAAAAGUUACGAUAACCAAAAUGUAUGAAGAAAACCGUGAUUUUACUUAAAAACGUUUCAAAUUAACUUUUUAAACAGCUUAUCAACAUAUUUAUUUGAAAACAGCUGGUAAUUUGCAGAGCAAUUUUUUUUAUAAAUUAUAACCAGAAUUUUGGAGAAAUUGAUUAAAAAGCUAGUGGUAUGGGAUAUUUUGAUUCUGUAUUAUCAAUCGAAUUUAAUUUAAACUGCAAAUGGCUUCCAGUCAAUCAAUUUUUAUUUCAGAUGGCUAAUAUAUUUUUAGUAUUCACCUACUUUAUUAAACCAAUAAAUGCAUGGGGUUUUAUUAAAUUAAAAUUAUCUUUAACGUUAGCUGGGUUGUGCUUUGCUAUAUGGGGAGGAUUAAUUAUAUGUUCUUUUGAUUGCUUGAUAUGGAAUUUAAUUUUUGCGUUUGUAAACGCUGCACAUAUUCUUUACUUACUGGUAAAAGUUAGAUCUAAAAGAUUCUCUGCUGAACACGAACAUUUAUAUGUGGAAGCAUUUAGAACAUGUGGCGUUGAACGGUUUCAGUACUGCAAAUUUUCGGAGUUAUCUAAAAAUAUUGUUGUUCAAAUCGGAGAGUAUUUUACAAAAGAUGAUUUAAAUCAAAAGAGAGAAAUCUAUUUAGUUACUAGCGGAAGAUUAGAGAUUUAUCUUGGUGGUACCGUUGUAGGUCAUGUUAGUUCUAUGGAAUUUUUAAAUUCUCCGGAAUGGGUAAAUUCUGAAGAACUAAAAAGCUCAUAUCAAAUUUCCAUAAAAGCAAUAACGGAUUGUCAAGUUUUUAAAUGGGACAAAGAAAGUCUUUUUCAGUUAUUUAAAAAUGAUGCAGUUCUUAAAAAUGCAUUCGACGCUCUUAUUGCUAAAGACAUUUGUAAAAAACUACUUGAGGUAUACAAGAAAAUAUUAAUUUUAAAUGGUGUUGAGUUACUUAGUGAAGAUGCCAAGCUUCACAAAUCUUCAAUCGCAAAUUAUUCAACCGAACACUUUGAAAAUUAUUUUACAUCUGACGAAGUUCAUUUGAAUAUUUCUGAACCAUACGUUAAAGAUCACGUGAAAAAUGGUAAGAAGACUUACAAUGAUUUUUCUGUAAUAUUUUCAAAAGAUACAGAGAAAUCCGAAAAAAUUAAUCUGCUGUCAGAAAAUUUCGAAAAAGUCAGUCUUCUAUCAGAAAAACACUUUGACACCCCCAGUCAAAAUCUAAUGCUGAAACCAAUUGAAAGAAGUAGUCUAAUUGAGGAGGAAACACAUAUAUAAUCUUAAUGAGAUGAAUAUAUAUAUAUAUAUAUAUA
Messenger RNA from Hydra vulgaris (swiftwater hydra), 1606 nucleotides. Its product is annotated as popeye domain-containing protein 3. Gene Ontology annotation, molecular function: cAMP binding. Gene Ontology annotation, biological process: regulation of membrane potential; heart development; skeletal muscle tissue development. Lineage: Eukaryota; Metazoa; Cnidaria; Hydrozoa; Anthoathecata; Hydridae. Gene Ontology annotation, cellular component: sarcolemma. The record is from RefSeq and is a predicted model, not a curated record.